AUGCUUGUUCCCAAAAAACAAUUGUCUCAUUUGAUUGCUGUCAGUAAUGGGUUAUUGAAGAAGAAUACAAAUACAUUCAUUAAGUCAAUUCAUACCCAAGCAAAUUCUCAAAUAUAUAAGAAUGCUUCAAUUAAACCAUUAUUCACUUCAAAUGGUUUACUUAAAACUUCAAAAUCUUCAAGAUUUUUCUCAUCUGCAACUCAUUUGAAAUAUUCUGAAUUGGAAUUCCCUAAAACAAUUCCAAAAUCUAAAACUUUUUUAAAUGAUACAAGAUUUGGUAAACUAGUUAAAUAUUCAAUCAUUGCCGUUGGUUUAGGUACAACAACUAUUGGAACUUUGAUCUUGGGAUUUUUCAUCUAUGAUGCAACAACCUAUCAUCCAGAUGAAAUUCCAGAUAACAUCAAAAUCAAUACCCUUGCAUUAAACCCAAAUAAAGGUGGUCCUGAAAAUUUACCAGUUUUGAAAUAUAAUUUGGAUGAUUAUGAUACCCCGGAAAAGGAACAUUUACGUUAUAGACCAAAAUUGGUUGUUUUAGGUUCCGGUUGGGGUUCUGUUGCUGUUUUGAAAAAUUUAAGUCAUAGUGAUUAUGAUGUUACUGUUAUCUCUCCAACAAAUUAUUUCUUAUUCACUCCUUUAUUACCUUCUGCCGCUACUGGUACUUUGGAAGUUAAAACUUUAAUUGAAAGUAUUAGAAAAAUUGUUAAUAAUCUUGAUGGUCAUUAUUUAGAAGCUUUUGCUGAUAAAGUGGAAUUUAGUGAUAAAUUGGUCAAAGUUCACCAAUUUGAUAAACUAACUGGUGAAAAGCAAGAAUUUUAUGUUCCUUAUGAUAAAUUAGUUGUUGCAGUUGGUUCAAAUUCAAAUACUCAUGGUGUUGAAGGUUUAGAAUAUUGUAAUCAAUUGAAAACUGCUGAAGAUGCCGUUUCUAUAAAGAAAAAAAUUACUUAUCUUUUGGAAAAAGCUUGUUUACCAACAACUUCUGAUGAAGAACGUAAAAAAUUAUUAAGUUUUGUUGUUUGUGGUGGUGGUCCAACUGGUGUUGAAUUUGCUGCUGAAAUUUAUGAUUUAUUAAAUGAAGAUUUACCAAAAUCUUAUCCAAAUAUCUUGAGACAAGAAUUAAGUGUUCAUGUUAUCCAAUCAAGAUCAAAUAUCUUGAAUACUUAUGAUGAAAGAAUCUCUGAAUAUGCAACUGAAAGAUUUAGAAAAGAAACUAUUGACGUCUUGACAAAUUCAAGAGUUGUUAAGGUUUUACCUGAUGAAGUUAUUUUCAAUCAAGUUAAUGAAACAACUGGUGAAAAAGAAUUGAAAAGUUUACCAUUUGGUUUAUGUUUAUGGUCCACUGGUGUUGCUCAAAAUCCUUUGGCUAAAGAAAUUGUUUCGACUUUACAUAACUCUCAAAGAAAUAAAAGAGCCAUUGAAACUGAUGCUCAUUUAAGAGUUUAUGGAGCUCCAUUAGGUGAUGUUUAUGCUAUUGGUGAUUGUUCUACUGUUAGAACUGAUUUGGCUGAUCAUACUGUCGAAUAUGUUCGUAAAUAUAUUGUUGAUAAACAUUUAAAACAUAUAAGCUCAAAUGAAAUUAUAACUGAUGAAGAUAUUAAACAUUUGAAAUUGAAUUAUUCAGAAAUUUUUGAAUUGGGUGAAGAAAUUUCCAAAAAACAUCCACAAGCUUCUGAAGCUUUGAAUUUCUUGAAUGAAUUAGUUCCAAGAUAUGAUGUCCAUCAAACCGGUCAUUUAUAUUUCAACCAAAUUGCUGAUUUGUUAAAAGAUAUUGAUUCAAGAAUCACUUCAUUACCAGCCACUGCUCAAAGAGCUCAUCAACAAGGUAAAUAUCUUGGUAAAAAAUUGUCAAAAUUGGCAAAAUCCUCAGCUUCUUUAACUGUUAAUGAUAUAUUGGAUGGUGAUAUUGAUGAUGCUGUCUCUAAACCAUUCCAAUAUAAACAUCUUGGUUCAUUAGCUUAUAUUGGUAAUUCUGCUGUUUUCGAUUUACCAGGUUAUUCAUUUGUUGGUGGUUUAGUUGCCAUGUAUUUGUGGAGAGGUACUUAUUUUGCCCAAUCUGUUAGUUUAAGAGUCAGAGUGUUGUUAUUCUUGGAUUGGUUGAAGAGAGGUUUGUUUGGUAGAGAUAUCUUGAGUGUUUAA
This is a messenger RNA of Hansenula anomala, 2133 nucleotides long. RefSeq lists its product as uncharacterized. NCBI's taxonomy places the organism in Eukaryota, Fungi, Ascomycota, Saccharomycetes, Phaffomycetales, Wickerhamomycetaceae. The transcript has a single exon. The record is from RefSeq and is a predicted model, not a curated record. Bases 1 to 2133 code for a protein of 710 amino acids. Gene Ontology annotation, molecular function: NADH dehydrogenase activity.